GGGGCUGGGGGAAGGUAAAGCCACACACACACACACACACACACACACUGAACUUGUUGAGCUGCAGUGAGCGACAGAAGCCGCGGAGGAACCGAGUGUUUUACUGAAGCGCGUGUUUGAGGAGAAAAUCAGAGAGGAUCUGCUGAACUACAAACUCGAGAGAGUUCCUCAGCAGUGUGUGUGUGUGUGUGUGUGCGCGCGCGCCAUCAGGAUGUGUGUGAAGUGAUUCACAGGCGCGCGCGUGAGAAACGCUUUCCUCACGAGUUUCAUGACAGUCAUGAUCUUCUUCAUAUGGAUCUGAGAUCAACACCAUCAUCAUGUCAUAGAAGUUCUUCCUCGAGUGUUUCUGGAUCAGUCCAGGAUGGGUGACUUAUAUCACAACCCGCGCGGACUUUUCCUGGAUUUUCCUCAAUCUUGUGGAAUAUUGUGAUUGUCAGUGAUGAACGCUUGAGUUUGGCGAAUGAUGAUGAUGAUGAUGAUGAUGAUGAUGGUUAGUUGGGCUUUUCUCCAAACCUGCUUGAUUCUGAUGGUGAGAUCCAACCAGUUCAGCCUCAGAGACUCCAGCAGCUGUGAGCUCCACACCGAACAAAGCCAGCUCAACUCCUUCCUGUGGACGAUAAAGCGAGACCCGCCCUCGUAUUUCUACGGCACCAUUCACGUCCCGUACACCCGCGUGUGGGACUUCAUCCCCGAGAACUCCAAAAAGGCCUUCCAGGAGAGCAACAUCGUGUACUUCGAGCUGGACCUGACGGACCCGUACACCAUCUCCGCGCUGACCAGCUGCCAGCUGCUGCCGCAGGGCGAGAACCUGCAGGACGUGCUGCCCAGAGACAUCUACCGGCGGCUGAAGAGACACCUGGAGUACGUCAAGCUCAUGCUGCCGUCCUGGAUGACGCCGGACCAGAGGGGCAAAGGCCUGUACGCCGACUACCUGUUCAACGCCAUCGCCGGCAACUGGGAGCGCAAGCGGCCCGUGUGGGUGAUGCUGAUGGUCAACUCUCUGACGGAGGCCGACAUCAAGACGCGCGGCGUUCCCGUGCUGGAUCUGUAUCUCGCGCAGGAAGCCGAGAGGAUGAAGAAGAAAACGGGAGCCGUGGAGAAGGUGGAGGAGCAGUGCCAUCCUCUGAACGGACUCAACUUCUCUCAGGUGAUUUUCGCUCUGAAUCAGACGCUGCUGCAGCAGGAGAGUCUCCGCGCCGGGAGUCUACAGGUUCCCUACACCACAGAGGACCUGAUCAAGCACUACAACUGUGGAGAUCUGAACUCCAUCGUCUUCAACCACGACACCUCGCAGGUCCCGAACUUCAAGAACGUGACGCUGCCGGCCAGCGAGCAGGUGACGGCGCAGGAGAUCGACAGCUACUUCCGACAGGAGCUGAUCUACAAGCGUAACGAGAGGAUGGGGCGACGCGUCAAAGCACUGCUCGAGGAACAACCCGACAAGAGCUUCUUCUUCGCCUUCGGAGCAGGUCAUUUUCUGGGAAACAACACAGUGAUAGACGUUCUACGGCGUGAAGGAUAUGAGGUGGAACACACACCUGCUGGACAGCCACUCCGCAGUGGCAGAAGGUCCAGCUGGAGGUCAGGAGAGCCGGCGGACGCGGACGCAGACGCACCGCUGGAGCCGUUCCUGCACGAGAGCCGCGAGCCGCGCCUGCAGGAGGACGAGGAGCUGCUGCUGGCCGACAGCCUGGAGCUGCUGGAGAAGGUGGAGCACAAGCUGAAGAAGAAACGCCGCAACAAGCAGAAGAAGCAGCGGCACCGACAGUUCAACGACCUCUGGGUGCGGAUGGAGGAGAGUGUGACAGCCGAGGCUCCGCCCCCUCUCGUCCGCAUCAUCAACGGUUACAUCACUGUCCAGACACACCCACAGGAGCAUGGCAGAGCCAAUCACGACAGGACGUUCUCAGGCUCCUCCUCCUCGUGGACGAGCCCCGCCUUCACGGCGUUGUCUCUGUGCGUUCAGAUCAUCAUCACGCGACUGCUUUAGUAAUGAUGGAUUCUGAACCACUUCCUGCUUCGUUCUGGACAAACGAAACACUUUGUUUCUUCAUUUCCUGAAGAAUCACUUCCAUGUAAAUAUCAGAUGUAUCAUAGAUGUAAUUUAGAUUUAUUAAUAAAGCGUUUGUUUGUUUACUUAUUAUAUAUAUCUAUAAAUAAGAGUCAUUAUAUUUUUGUGACUAAAUCAGCUACUAACAAGAUUAACGGGCCUUAAUCAGAAACAACAGCAAUUUCUUAGAAAUCACAAUCAUUUCCUUCAGUUCAGUGAGUUUAUAUGAGCAGAUUUAAUAAGAGAGUUUCAUGAAUGAGGCCGGUUGUGUUUUUCCUCUUGUACUUCAUGUCUUUUCGAUGAUUGUUUACAUUUUUUUGUGUAUGACAUAGAAAUGAUUCAUUUAAUUUAUUGAAUAGAUAGUUUUAGUUGCUGUAAAUGUGUUUGUUUGUUUCAGAAUGACACCGUUUAACUCAUAUUCCUGAUAUCUGGUGUAUGAGACGUUUCAGUAAUCUGUUUGUCUAUGAUCUUACAAACAAUAAACUAUUUAUGUAGUUCAA
Ctenopharyngodon idella (grass carp) is the source of this 2550-nucleotide messenger RNA. It is a transcript of the gene trabd2a, whose product is annotated as TraB domain containing 2A. Gene Ontology annotation, molecular function: metalloendopeptidase activity. Bases 461 to 1990 code for a protein of 509 amino acids. The transcript has 7 exons. The record is from RefSeq and is a predicted model, not a curated record. Gene Ontology annotation, cellular component: membrane. Gene Ontology annotation, biological process: negative regulation of Wnt signaling pathway. NCBI's taxonomy places the organism in Eukaryota, Metazoa, Chordata, Actinopteri, Cypriniformes, Xenocyprididae.